CAUUGAGCACUAAAUCACCAUAUUAUCUCUGUUACUGCUAAUUGUUUUGGUUUCUCUCAGCCAUAGCUUGCAUUACUAAACCUUAAUUUUACAAUUGAUCGUAGAAACAUAUUUUUCUUGCUAGAAAAAAUCUCUCUUUGGCUCGUUUUUACUGUUGAUUUUUUGUUAUGUGAUUAAUUGGACCUUGUUUGAUGUAGAAACCUAGAUUUUUUUGUUACAAUUGGACCUUGUUUGAUGUAGAAAACUGGAUUUUUUGUUACAAUUGGACCUUGUUUGAUAUAGAAACCUAGAUUUCUAGCUAGAAUUUUUUUUUCUUUGGCUCGUUGUUAUCGUUGAUUUUUUGUUAUGUGAUUAAUUUAGGUCUGCCUGUUUAAGCUUUCGAACUAUUUUUUUUAAUUGAAUUUUUGCAGCUCAGAUUGGGGGAAAAAGUGAGAUUGCUUCAACUGUUCAAGGUUUGAAUAAAUUGAAGUGCGAAUGGAGUGUGUGGUUCAGGGAAUUAUUGAGACUCAACAUGUCGAGGCCCUGGAAAUUCUGCUUCAAGGGCUUUGUGGUGUACAUAAACAAAGCUUAAGGAUUCAUGAACUGUGCCUUAAAAGUGUCCCUAACCUAGGCUUAGUAGCAUCAGAAAUACGGCUCUUAUGUGAUCUUGAGCAGCCAGAACCUGCAUGGACUGUUAGGCAUGUUGGUGGUCCAAUGAGAGGUGCUGGUGCUGAACAAAUCUCAGUGUUGGUGAGACCAAUGCAAGAAAGCAAAAUAAGCAAGAAUGCAUUACGCUUAUUUUAUUCACUUGGCUACAAGCUAGACCAUGAGCAGCUGAGAGUUGGUUUUGCAUUUCAUUUCCAAAGAGGUGCCCAGAUAACUGUAACAGUUUCAUCCAUCAACAAGAUGUUGAAACCUCAUGCUAUCGAUGAUGCAGUGCCUGUGACUCCAGGCAUACAGCUAGUUGAAGUGACUGCACCAGCUUCAUCUGAAAAUUACAAUGAAGUUGUUGCAUCUGUAACGUCCUUCUGUGAAUAUCUUGCACCGCUCCUUCAUUUGUCAAAACCCGGUGUCUCAACAGGGGUUGUUCCUACUGCAGCUGCAGCUGCUGCAUCUCUGAUGUCUGAUGGUGGAGGCACAAAGUGAAUGGAAAAAUUACUCAGUACCAUUUCUGUCUUAAAUCUCUGUUGCAGUUAUCAUAGCUGAAGAAUGAGACGUAUUUCGCCAUUCUCCUUCCCAAUAACUUCAAUGUUUGUCCUUCUGUAAUUGACGUUAAAUACCUGAUCAUCGAUAUGCAACGUUGCUCAUUCAUAGAAUAGAGUUAUAAUACCCUUUGUACUGAAUUGCGAAAAACAAAGCACAGCAGUGCUCUCUUUGAUCUAUAAUUGUUUGACUCUUUUCUUGUUUAUGUGUUAUGCUCAAAGCACAUGAGAUGUUUAAGUGAUUA
Molecule: messenger RNA, 1426 nt
Organism: Solanum lycopersicum (tomato)
Lineage: Eukaryota; Viridiplantae; Streptophyta; Magnoliopsida; Solanales; Solanaceae
Source: RefSeq, a predicted model, not a curated record